Peronospora matthiolae is the source of this 1830-nucleotide messenger RNA. NCBI's taxonomy places the organism in Eukaryota, Oomycota, Peronosporomycetes, Peronosporales, Peronosporaceae. The record is from the annotation of a GenBank genome assembly.
AUGAACCGUAACCGGGAUACGCUGGCGGACGAGAACAAGACGCGGGGGCCGCAGUUCUCACUGAAGAAGCGCGCGGCGAUUGCUGUGUGUCUCUCUCUAUGUAGCAUAGCGAUGUUUGUCUUGUUGGCGACGCCAGAGCUGCCGUACAAGACGCUGGAGACGAGGCGCGUCGUCACUAUCCGCGACAGACUGAGUCCAUUGGCUACUGAGGGAAGUGGAUUCAGGCUCACAACGUACCCCCAGUUACUUGAAGAUGGCGAAGAACUGGUUGUGUCUUGGAAGGGUGAAGAAGCUGUGGAGCUGACGAGUCAAGACUAUGUGACGUUGAGCUGUGGUCCGACGACGGGGGACGAAGAUUACUUGAUGAAAAGGCGCCCGAGUGAGAGCAACGAGACCGACCACUCCGUCCGGUUCUCGGGGCUCUAUAUGCUUCGCUGCAACUACACGGCUAUUUAUUACAAUUAUGACGAGAAGAACGACUCGUUUUGGGCCCUUGCAAAGGUGGAGGUUGGGAUGGCAGAGCCAUUUGAGACACCAAAGCACGGCCACUUGAGUCUUACGGAUGAUGAGACGGCAAUGGCGAUUUUGUUCAACUCUGGGACUUCGGACACGCCCAUGGUCAAGUAUGGAGAGGAAUUGCAGGAUCUUGUGUUCGAUGCAACGGGGACGUCGACGACCUACAGCGCUGACGACAUGUGUCACGCCCCUGCGAACACGACUGGACAACUUGCUUUUCGUGACCCUGGCUACAUGCACACGGUGAUCAUGACAAAUUUGAAGCCGGAUACGUACUACUACUAUCAGUACGGCCACGAGAAGCACAGCUUGAGUCGUGUGAAGCAAUUCAAGUCGCGGCCUCGGAGAGACUCGAAGUAUGCUAAGUUUAUCGCGUACGCAGACAUGGGUGCGUAUUCUGCGCCUGGUUCAGCGUCAACUGCUAGCAGAGUUUACGAGGAUGUGGUGGGAAGAGGAUAUGAUUCGUUUUUGCUGCACUUUGGCGAUAUCAGUUAUGCUCGAUCGGUUGGCUACAUUUGGGAUCAAUUCUUCCAUAUGAUCGAGCCCUACGCAACCAGAGUGCCAUACAUGGUGGGCAUUGGAAACCAUGAAUAUGACUACGUUACAGGCGGAGAGCGAGACCUGAGCGGAGGCAUGCUGCCGUAUGGAGGUAGCUUUAACCCGUCGUGGGGAAACUUUGGUGUCGAUUCGGCAGGCGAGUGUGGGGUCCCAAUGCACCAUCGGUGGCACGCUCCGAAGACGGGUAACUGGAUUUAUUGGUACAGCUUCAAUUAUGGAGGUAUUCAUGUGAUCCAAAUGUCGACCGAGCACAACUGGACUCGAGGAUCAGAGCAAUAUGAAUGGCUCCAGCACGACCUGGAGCUUGUGGAUCGUAGUGUCACCCCAUGGGUAGUGCUAACAGCGCAUCGUAUGAUGUACACAACGCAGACGGACAUUGAGUCCGAUAUGAAUGUAUCCUAUGCAUUUCAAGAUGAAGUUGAAGACCUGAUCUACAAGCACGGUGUUAACCUGAUGAUGGUUGGCCAUGAACAUUCCUACGAGCGUAGUUGCCCUCUGUAUCGCAAAAAGUGUGUGGAUGACGGAAAAGGCACGAUACACGUCGUCAUAGGCAAUGCGGGAUUCCCCUUGGGACAGGAAGGUUUUUCCUCGAAGUAUGGGAAUUGGAGUCUUCGUCACGUAAAUGCGUAUGGGUAUCUUCGCAUCUCUUCGAGCCCGAGCAACAUGCAUGCUCAGUUUGUGCUAAACGAGAACGGCAACGUAUACGAUGAGUUUAUUGUCGCGCCAUGGGGUGGAUCGCAGGAGAUCGAUACUUGA